Messenger RNA from Rhea pennata, 3732 nucleotides. It is a transcript of the gene RASIP1, whose product is annotated as Ras interacting protein 1. The record is from RefSeq and is a predicted model, not a curated record. Gene Ontology annotation, biological process: negative regulation of Rho protein signal transduction; angiogenesis; signal transduction. Bases 189 to 3641 code for a protein of 1150 amino acids. Gene Ontology annotation, cellular component: cell-cell junction. Gene Ontology annotation, molecular function: GTPase binding. Lineage: Eukaryota; Metazoa; Chordata; Aves; Rheiformes; Rheidae. The transcript is spliced from 10 exons.
AGCCGAGCUGGAGGCGCGGAGACAAAGAACGGCCGCGGAGCCGUGAGGCAGGCCACGGGACGGGGGCUCUCUCCAGCUCCGGGAGACCAUGGGACAGCGCCGGGAGCCCCCGCACCACCGCUGAGCGCGGGCACGGCCGGCACAGCAAGGGAUUCGCCGCGAGACUGGGAGCCGCCCGCCCCGGCGCCAUGUUCCCGGAGGAGCGCAAGGAGGGCAGCCCCCGCUUCGGGAAGCUCCACUUCCCCGUCGGCCUCUGGAUCAACUCGCCCAAGAAGCGCCUGGCCAAGAUGAGCCGCCGCUGGCCCAGCGUCGGCUCCGUCAAGUCCACCUCGUCGGACACGGCCAGCCGCAGCAGCGAGACGGUGGAGCUGCGGCCCCCCGGCAAGAGCAAGGCGGCGCGGCACAAGCGCCUCUCCAACCUCUUCCACCGCAGCGGCGGCGCCGGCGGCGGCACCGGCGUGGGGGCGGCCGGCGGCGGCGGCGGCGGGCGCUGGGCCAGCGAGAAGAAGCUGGCGGAGCUGGCGGCCCCGGUGCCCGAGGAGCUGGCGGAGCUCUGCGGGCCGCGCCAGCCGCCCGGCAUCCUCAAGAUCUUCGGCGGCGACAUCUCGCGCGGCGCCAACUACAAGAGCGUCCUGGCGACGCCGCGCUCCACCGCCCGGCAGCUGGUGCGCGAGGCGCUGGAGCGCUACGGGCUGGCGCCCGAGGAGGGGCCGCCCGACGACUACGUGCUGUGCGACGUGGUGGGCCGGGCGGCGGGGCCCGGCGGCGCCUGGCAGGCCGAGCACCUGCGGCCCGUGGGCGACGCCGAGCGGCCCCUGGUGCUGCAGGACGUCUGGCAGCCCAAGGCCGGCUGCUCGCGGCGCUUCGAGAUCCGCCGACGGCAGGAGGUGGAGCGCGCCUGCGAGGCCGAGGACGAGGAGCCCGCCGGCGCCGAGGCGCAGGGCCGGCGGCUGCAGAAGAGCCGCUCGCGGGCGGCCUCGGGGGGCCCGGCGCCGCCCAAGGAGCGCGCCGACAACCUCUCGCUGCGGCGCAGCAUCAGCGACAUGAACCUCAGCGCCAAGAAGCGGCGGGAGCGCAAGACGGUGCUGAGCGUGGCGGGGGGCGAGGCGGGGCCGCCCCCCACCGCCGCUCCCGCCGCCACCCCCGCUGCCGAGGAGCCGGCGGCCGAGCCCGGCGGCGGCGGCGCCGAGGAGCCGGCCGACGGCCUGGAGCAGCUCUCGCAGUGCCUCAUCCGGCCGCCCAGCCGCCACCCCUACUUCCUGCUGCUGCAGGGCUACGACCCCCAGGACUUCGUCGUCUACGUGAUGACGCGGCCGCGGCACGUCUUCGGGCGGCCCGAGCGCCGGGGGCCGCCCGAGAAGGGGGGCGGCGGCGGCGUGGACACCUUCCUCGACGCCCCCGACAUCCUGCCGCGGCACUGCCUGGUGCGGGCGGGCGAGCCGGCGCUGGUGCGGCCCUUCCGCGGCGCCGCCGUCACGCACAACGGGGCCCCGCUGCUGCGCCAGGCGCCCCUGGGCCCCGGCGACCUCCUGGGCCUGGGCCAGCACUUCCUGCUGGUGUACAAGGACCCGCGGGCCGGGCCGGCGCCGCCCCCCGCCUGGCUGCCCCGCGCCGGCCCCGCGCCGGGCCUGGCCGGCGCGCUGGGCUGCCCCGGCUGCGGGCGCUCGCCGCAGGAGCGCCACGAGGCCGUGCGCGCCUACGUGGAGAGCCGGCGGGCCGAGCUGCGCUUCCGGCCGCAGGAGGAGGAGGCGCUGCUGCGGGAGAUCCUGCGGCUGGCCGACGGCGGCGGCGGCGGCGGCGGCGCGGCGCUGGCGCCCGCCUUCCUGCUGGGGCUCUGCCUCGAGCACUCGGCCCGCGCCCUCGAGCCGGCCCACUUCCCCGCGCUGCUGGCCCGCGUCGCCCAGCUCGUCAAGGAGGCCGUCUGGGAGAAGAUCAAGGAGAUCGGGGAGCGGCAGCCGGAGACCGAGCCCGAGGCGGGGGCCGAGGCGCCGGGCGCGGCCGAGGUGGCGGCCGAGCUGCGGCCGCUGGUGCUGUGGCUGGCGAACGCCACGGAGCUGCUGAACCUGGCGCAGGGCCGCGUGCUGGAGCUGGAGCGGGAGCUCGAGCCGGAGCCCGAGGGCCCCGGCCCGGCGGCGGCGGCGGCGCUGCCCGGCGACCUGGAGGCCUGCGACGAGGCGCUGGCGGCGCUCGACGAGGUCAUCAUGUCGACCUUCCAGCAGUGCGUCUACUACCUGACCAAGACGCUGUACUCGGCGCUGCCGGCGCUGCUGGACAGCAACCCGUUCUCGGGGGCGGGCGAGCCGAGCGCGGCGCCGGACCUGGGCGCCAUGCCGCCGGCGCUGCGGCCCGCCCUCGCCCUCUACGGCGCCGCCCUGCAGCUCGGCCGCGACUGCCAGCUGCACCCGGCGCUCGUCUCGCAGACCUUCGGCUACCUCUUCUUCUUCUCCAACGCCUCCCUCUUCAACACGCUCAUGGAGCGAGGUGGGCGGCGCCCGGGCAGGGCGGGGGGCGCCGGGGCCCUCCGCGCGGCGGGGGGGGGCUGGGACCCCCCCCCCAGAGUGGGGCGCGACUGGGACCCCUCCCCAGAGUGGGGGGCGCCGGGGCCCUCCGCACAGCGGGGGGGGGGGCGCGACUGGGACCUCUGCACGGCAGGGGGGCGACUGGGACCCCCCCCCAGAGUGGGGGGCACCAGGCCCCUCCGCACGGCGGGGGGGGCAACUGGGACCCCCCCCAGAGCGGGGGCUGACGGAGCCCUCCGCACGGCGGGGGGGCGACUGGGGCACCCUGGACGUCUGGGCCCCCUCCUGCCACCGGACAGGACAGGGGGACACAGCAGGACGCCUGGGCCCCCUCCACCCGGACACCUGGGCCCCUCCUGCUGCAGGAUGGGGGGGCGGCACCCCGUAUGCCUGGGCCCCUCCUGCCACCGGACAGGACAGGGGGACACAGCAGGACGCCUGGGCCCCCUCCACCCGGACACCUGGGCCCCUCCUGCUGCAGGAUGGGGGGGGCGGCACCCCGGAUGCCUGGGCCCCUCCUGCCACAGGACAGGACAGGGGGACACAGCAGGACGCCUGGGCCCCCUCCGCCUGGACGCCUGGGCCCCUUCCUGCUGCAGCCCGCGGUGGGGGGGGCACCCCGGCCACCCGGGUCCCCCCACAGAGCGCGGCAACCUGGCGAGGGAGGGGUGGGGGGGUCCCGGACGCCUGGGCCCCAGCCCCGCCGGGCGCCCCCUCCCCACCCCGGCCCCCCCCCCCCCCAGCUUCCUCCCAUUGUCCGAGCCGGACGCGCGCAGGAAGCUGCUGGUUUCCUGCGGGAAGCGGCCGGAGUGUGGGGGGGGCAGGAUGGCAGGGGAGGGGGGCGGGGGGGGGAGGCGAGGGGGGGGCGCAGCCCCCCGCCCCGCUCACCCCCCCCCCCCGCCCCCCCAGGCUCCGCCGGCCCCUUCUUCCAGUGGUCGCGGGCCGUGCGGGUCCGCACGAACCUGGACCUGGUGCUGGACUGGCUGCAGGGCGUGGGGCUGGGCGACAUCGCCGCCGAGUUCUUCCGCAAGCUCUCGGCCACCGCCAACCUGCUCUGCACCCCCAAGAGCAGCCUCAGCAAGGCCACCUGGGCCCGGCUGCGCGGCGAGUACCCGGCGCUGACGCCGGCGCAGCUGCACCACGUGCUCAGCCACUACCAGCUGGGGCCGGGCCGCGGCCGCCCCGAGGGCUGGAGCCCCCCGGCCGAGGAGCG